Messenger RNA from Grammomys surdaster, 1320 nucleotides. RefSeq names its product gamma-aminobutyric acid type A receptor rho3 subunit (gene Gabrr3). Gene Ontology annotation, cellular component: synapse; GABA-A receptor complex; membrane. Gene Ontology annotation, molecular function: extracellular ligand-gated monoatomic ion channel activity; neurotransmitter receptor activity; GABA-A receptor activity. The record is from RefSeq and is a predicted model, not a curated record. The transcript is spliced from 9 exons. The coding region runs from base 1 to 1320 and encodes 439 amino acids. Gene Ontology annotation, biological process: regulation of membrane potential; chemical synaptic transmission; signal transduction. Lineage: Eukaryota; Metazoa; Chordata; Mammalia; Rodentia; Muridae.
AUGGUCCUGGCUGUUUGGUUGGUCUCCUUCAUCUACACCUGGAUCACACUGAUGCUGGAUGCUUCUGCCAUCAGGAAACCUCACCAGCAAUGCCUCUCUUCACCAAAACAGACCCGCAUUCGGGAAACUAGAACAAGGAAAGACGACCUUACUAAAGUCUGGCCCCUGAAACGAGAACAACUGUUACACAUUGAGGACCAUGAUUUCUCCACAAGGCCUGGAUUUGGAGGUUCACCGGUGCCGGUGGGUAUAGAUGUCCAGGUUGAAAGCAUCGACAGCAUUUCAGAGGUCAAUAUGGACUUUACGAUGACGUUUUAUCUCAGACACUAUUGGAAGGAUGAGAGGCUCUCCUUUCCUAGCACAACAAACAAAAGCAUGACCUUUGAUCGCAGAUUUUGGGCCAUAUGGGUAAAUGACCACAGUCCUCUUUUUUAUUUCACUUGCAGGAUAACAGUUUCAGCCAUGUGCUUUAUGGACUUCAGCAGGUUUCCUCUGGACACUCAGAACUGUUCUCUAGAGCUGGAAAGCUAUGCCUAUAAUGAAGAGGAUCUAAUGCUGUACUGGAAACAUGGCAACAAGUCCUUAAACACGGAGGAGCACAUUUCCCUUUCUCAGUUCUUCAUUGAGGAGUUCAGCGCGUCCAGUGGACUGGCUUUCUAUAGCAGCACAGGGUGGUACUACAGACUUUUCAUCAACUUUGUGCUACGGAGGCACAUUUUCUUCUUUGUACUACAGACCUAUUUCCCAGCCAUGUUGAUGGUAAUGCUGUCGUGGGUUUCAUUCUGGAUUGACCGGAGAGCUGUCCCUGCAAGAGUCUCCCUAGGAAUCACCACAGUGCUCACCAUGUCCACAAUCGUCACUGGUGUGAGCACCUCCAUGCCCCAGGUAUCCUAUGUCAAGGCAGUGGAUGUAUACAUGUGGGUCAGCUCCCUCUUUGUGUUUCUGUCAGUCAUUGAAUAUGCAGCAGUGAAUUACCUCACCACAGUGGAAGAGUGGAAGCAACUCAACAGGAGAGGAAAGAUAUCUGGAAUGUACAGUAUUGAUGCAGUUCAAGCCAUGGCCUUCGACGGUUGCUUCCAUGACAGUGAGACUGAUGUGGACCAGACUUCCUUCUUCCUACACUCAGAAGACGAUUCCAUGAGAACAAAGUUCACAGGAAGUCCCUGUGCAGAGUCAUCUCAGAUGAAGAGAAAAUCCCUGGGAAGAAACGUUGGUAGAAUCAUCCUGGAAAACAACCAUGUCAUUGAUACCUAUUCUAGAAUUGUAUUCCCCAUUGUUUAUAUAAUAUUUAAUUUGUUUUACUGGGGUAUUUAUGUGUGA